AUGGACAUUAUCGCAGAAAAAUCCUAUGCCCACUCUCGACAAGUGGAUCAGCGCUUAACAAAUUCUCAUCCAGUCAGAAUAAUAUACGUUGGGGCAUUUAUUGUAAUGCCAGAUCAGUACGAAAACUUUGAGGAAGAGCAGGAUAUGUCAGAUGAGACACCGCAAGAGGGGGUGCCUCCUCAAGAGAAUGAUGGGAUGGAUGGAGAGGAAGGAGGUGAAUUCCUCAACCCAGACAACAUCAUUGAAACUAUUGAACUUGAUGAGAAUGAUGGAGAUAGUGAAGAUGCAGUGACUAAUGAUAUGGGUGACAUGGAGCUACAGGGUUAUGGUGAAGGUGGGGAAGAAAUGGACCUUAAAGAUGAUGCAGAUAUUGUUUUCACAAAGCACAAAGGUUCUGUAUUCUGUAUAGCCACAGACCCAGGCACUAGUACAUUGGCAGUAACAGGGGGUGAGGAUGACCGGGCUUAUGUGUUUAAAUUAGCUACAGGAGAAGUCAUGUUUGAAUGUACAGGUCACAAAGACUCGGUGACAUGUGCAUGUUUCUGCUAUGACUCCAAGUAUGUUGCUACGGGAGACAUGAGUGGAAUCAUCAAAGUCUGGGAUGUGGAAUCCAAACAGGAAGUGUGGUCUUUUGAAACUUCAGAUCUUGAGUGGUUAGAAUGGCAUACAGCAGCACAUGUACUACUAGCUGGCUCAAUAGAUGGCAGCAUGUGGAUGUGGAAAAUACCAAAUGGCGACACUAAGACAUUUCAAGCUCACGGUGUUCCUACAAAUAUUGGAAAAAUAUUACCAGAUGGUAAAAGGUGCUGUGUAGGUUAUGAAGACGGGGCAGUAAAAACGUAUGAUUUAAAAACAAGCAAACUAUCACAUAGUUUUACUGGAAAUAGUGGCCAUGCAGCAUCUAUAACAAGUUUAGAUUGUCAUAGCAAUAAUAACCUCAUCAUCACUGGUUCUACAGAUGUAACUGCAAAGGUCAUUAGUGCAAACAAUGGCAAGGUACUAUCAACAUACAAUUGUGCUAGUGAAUCUGAUGAGGAAGACAAUUCAGUAGAAGCAGUCGGCUUUUCAAAAACACAUUCUUUAGCUGCAACUGGAACUUUAAAAGGGACUCUAAGUAUAUGGGACAUCAACACACACCAAUGUAGGCUACAGUGUAAACAUGAAAAUGGAAUAGUGAGAUUACGUUGGGAUGAGAGCACACCAUUUAUCUACACAUGUACACUUGAUGGCAUCGUUCACAUGUGGGAUGGCAGAAAUGGGCAGAGAAUGGCACAGUGGUAUGGUCAUCAAGGAGAGAUUCUAGACUUUGAUAUUACUAGGGAUGGUAACACCUUAGUGACAGCAUCAGAUGAUGGGACAGCUAGAGUUUUCACACUACAUAGUCCAGAUAGGUGAACUAAUGUAUCAAGGAGUGAAUUCAUGAGGCACAUUGCUAGAAUAUGGCUUAAAAACCAACAAUUUUACGAAGCAUACCUGUAUUCAUCAUUUAUUAUGAGUAUUAUGUUGUGUGGGGGUGACUGCACAUUAGCCAGACUGUGAUCCUUGGUUAUUGUGAAUGGAAUUAACUUCUACAGAAAAACCAGUGGGUGAAUAUAGUAUUGGAACAAUGAAUAGAAAACAACAGCCAGACCUUCACUGGUGAUCCACUAGAUUAAGCCGGUUACUGGUUAAAAGUACAGAUCUUACCUGUUUUUUGAAGUUCCGUUUAUGGAAUAAGUGAGGAAUCAAAUCAACGAUUCUGUUCUUCUGAACUAUU
This is a messenger RNA of Owenia fusiformis, 1756 nucleotides long. The record is from the annotation of a GenBank genome assembly. Lineage: Eukaryota; Metazoa; Annelida; Polychaeta; Sabellida; Oweniidae.